AUGGAGAAAUCGAAGAAUGUUAAAGGCAGCGGACAAACGCAGUUAUGGCAAUUUCUGCUUGAACUACUCGCCGACAAGCGGUACGACGAUGUGAUCACAUGGGAAGGGACGCAAGGCGAAUUCAAACUGGUCGAUCCAGACGAAGUGGCCAGGAAAUGGGGCGAGCGAAAAUCAAAACCAAACAUGAACUACGAUAAGAUGUCUCGUGCACUACGCUACUAUUAUGACAAAAAUAUCAUGUGUAAGGUGCACGGUAAAAGAUACGCCUAUAAAUUCGAUUUCCAAGGAAUUGCGCAAGCGCUACAACCUCAAACUGGCAGCAACGGAGCCGACUGCUUAUCGCCACAGACGGUGAAUCGUCUUCAACAGGACUUUAUGCAAGGCGGAUGGUCAGCCAACUAUAGAUCCCUGAUUCCGACUGGCUUACAGGUGGCGGAAUAG
This is a messenger RNA of Angiostrongylus costaricensis, 441 nucleotides long. NCBI's taxonomy places the organism in Eukaryota, Metazoa, Nematoda, Chromadorea, Rhabditida, Metastrongylidae. The record is from the annotation of a GenBank genome assembly.